CAGCAAAGCAAAAUGAUUGCAUGCGUGCAGUGUGGAACACGCAGCAACCCCUGCCGGUGCAAGGUGGUCGGCCCUACCUUGGGGUUCCUGGCCUUCGCCGCGGCGGCGGUCGUGGAGUGGCCUGUGGGGGCUGUCGUUUACAUCUUCAAACACAUCAAGGGUCGCCGAAUCAUGGCUCAUCCCGCCACCGUUGUUUACCCCAAAGUUAACAAUUCCAUUCCCAUUUAAAAAGCCCUGCUUACUUUGUUUGGUUUCCUUGUACUAUUGCUCCUUGAUUUAGUUAGUCUGUUUUCCGCGUAAUUCUGUUUGCUCUUACUAAAUGUAAUGAAAUAUGGGUUUAUAAUUUUAUAUACAUCCUACUCAUCAUGAAUAAGUUGUUGCUCUAGGUUGAUCGUUUCUGAAUCUCAGCAAUAUAGACCAUCGUUACCCUG
This is a messenger RNA of Fragaria vesca subsp. vesca, 431 nucleotides long. RefSeq lists its product as uncharacterized. Lineage: Eukaryota; Viridiplantae; Streptophyta; Magnoliopsida; Rosales; Rosaceae. The transcript has a single exon. The record is from RefSeq and is a predicted model, not a curated record. Bases 13 to 228 code for a protein of 71 amino acids.